AUGUCGGUCAACGAUACUACGUGCUCUCCAACCGGCACGUGUUCCAUCUUAGACGGUGCUUUCACCAACGGAACGUUCUUUGAUGCUCAAUAUGAUCCCAAUUUCCCGGCGCCUAUCUGGCGCUCGAGGCUGGAGCUCGCAUUCAUCUGUAUCUUCAAUUCAAUGUCUCUAAUGGUAAUAACUGCCAGACUAUGGUAUCGAUGGCGGAAAAUAAGACGAUUCCGAGGGGACGACAGGUGGAUGGGUGUCGCGGGCUUCUUCUUGAUGAUAUAUUUUGCUUGCCAGAUCGGUACGAAUAUAUUUGGGAGCGGCUUACAUAUGCAAAAUGUGCCUGAAUGGUGGAGAGAGUAUCAUUGGCAUUUUAUGUUUGGAUGGGCUGGAUACUACAUUGUGACGAGCUGUAUAAAGUUGUCUGUGUGCUAUUGUUUUCUGCAUAUUUUGCCGAAACAUUUCAAAUGGCUCCGAAUUGGUGUCCAUGGCCUCUGCGCAAUCAUCAUCAGCCUUAUGAUCACGCUAUGUAUGUCCUGGUGGGUUGGAUGCGAACCAUUCGAUAGUAAUUUUCUUUGGAGCCACCUCUCCACAAGGUGUAUAAACUAUGAUAUCUUCAGGUGGCUAUGGGUCGGCUUCAGCAUCCCAAUCGACCUCAUCCUCGUCACGAUACCCCUUCAAAUCCUGAAGCGCGCAAAACUACGAGACCACGAAAGAAAGCUACUGAAGAUGAUCUUCUGCGCCACCCUCCUAGGAACCGUUCUUCUUUCUGUGGGCAUCUUCGGUGUAUGGGAGACCCGAACUCAGCAAGCAGACGAUCCCUUCUACCACGAGAUCGCAUUCAUAAUGAUGACCGACGUCGAGAUAUUCAUGUACGCACUCGGUGCAUCUUUCCCAGGUUCGUCCUCCCCUCCCCCAUUCCCACCCCAACAAACCUGUCUAAUCCUCAACAGUCCUCUCCCGCUACCUCGUCCAACGGGCCGACCCCGGCCCAGGCGACCACCCCCACAACUCCAAUUUCUCCUCCUGGGCGCGCUACAUCCCCAAUUUCUUUCCCGACACCAACCAAACCAACGGCACGGCGGCCGACAACCUCGUCGAGCUGGAGGCCAACCCUUCAAUCAGCAAGCGGCGGCACGACAGCGGGACAUCGCUCACGAGCGGCGCCCCCUCCUCCAAACCCUCACGUUCGAAUAG
Hyaloscypha bicolor E is the source of this 1185-nucleotide messenger RNA. RefSeq lists its product as uncharacterized. Bases 1 to 1185 code for a protein of 394 amino acids. Lineage: Eukaryota; Fungi; Ascomycota; Leotiomycetes; Helotiales; Hyaloscyphaceae. The transcript is spliced from 7 exons. The record is from RefSeq and is a predicted model, not a curated record.